UUUCUCAGGUAAAUGAAUUACAAAUCAGCAAGCAAUGUAUGUUCAUUAAAAAUAUCCUGCUAGCAUCACAAAGCUUAAUUUGUUAUCGCGACAGCAAGCAGUGUGAAGUUCAAUUCAGCCUCUCCCCCUUUUCCUGAUGUUGUACGUGGCUGAUAUGUAAACUGCUCGGCAGUGGAUAUGAUCUCAUCUGGUUAUUGCCAGUAGUGGCUGGUGCUGCUCACAAUUUAAAGAAAACCGAGGCCUGGUUGGCCGUACUAAGUUGUUUUCUCUUUCCUAUCCGAAACAUAAUAUGGCAGGGGGUGGUGAUCUUGAGUCUUCCCUGGAUUUCAGCGGUAGCUUCACUUCGUCUUUACCACCUCCACGUUCCCGCAUCUUCAAAAUUAUCGUUAUUGGGGAUUCGGGUGUGGGCAAGACUUGUCUUACUUACCGCUUUUGCGCUGGUACCUUCCCGGACAAAACCGAAGCUACUAUUGGAGUGGACUUUAGGGAGAAGCUGGUGGAGAUCGACGGGGAGAAGAUCAAGAUUCAGCUGUGGGACACGGCAGGCCAAGAACGCUUCAGGAAAAGUAUGGUGCAGCACUAUUAUAGAAAUGUGCAUGCAGUUGUUUUUGUGUAUGAUAUGACGAACAAUGCCAGCUUCCAGAGUCUGCCUGCUUGGAUUGAGGAAUGUAGACAGCAUUCUCUGGGCAGUGAUAUUCCUCGCAUCCUGGUGGGUAACAAAUGUGACCUGCGUAAUGCUGUACAAGUUAAGACAGAUUUGGCACAGAAAUUUGCAGACACGCAAAGCAUGCCUUUGUUUGAAACGUCUGCAAAAAAUCCAAAUGACAAUGACCACGUGGAAGCCAUAUUCAUGACUCUGGCCCACAAACUCAAAAGCCACAAGCCAAUGAUGCUUAGUCAGCCACCAAAUGGAAUCCAACUAAAGCCGGAUGAGAAACCUGCAAUGGCUUGCUGGUGUUAAUUGUGUCAAUCUGCCAUGAAAAAGUAGGAGUGUCUACUUGGAAGAGCAAGGUGAAGAUUGAAUAUGUCCAGGCCUUCCCUGCAACAAUGCAUACCCAAAUAUUUCCAAGGGAUGUUGUGUGUCAAAGGGUGUAUUAGUUUGUCUGUGUAUUGCAGACUUCACUGUAUCGCCUAACAAGAACAAGUCAUGUUUCCUUUUCACCUUCUAAUUGCUAAUACUUGGUCAGAUGUGUCAAAUGACUGUGGAUGUGAUAAACGUGUCUUUAAGUUGUUUUGAGUUAUUGGGAAGGUGCAGCAGAGAUGGUACAAGCUGUAGUAUAGUGACAUUUUGCAGUCCAUGGUAUGAGUCAUUGUAAGAAGGGAACUGACUUAACUGUGCUUUGAACUCAUGGUUAUAAGACGACUUUCCUACUAGGCCUCUGGCCUGUAAUUGCAGAAGUCCUGAUUUUUUUUUUCUCUCUCCAUAGAGGUCUGCCUUUAAAAAGCUGCUAAAGACUAUGUUUAAAUGAAAAUAAAGGUUUUUAUUUUCUUCAACUUUUGCAGGUCACCUCACUUUAUAUCAUUCUACAAAAAUGGAAACAGAACCUUAACCUUUGUUCUUCUGUUUGUCAGACAUUGCAGUUUGUUUUGAUAUCACUGCUUGUGGCAGACGUCACGGCAAUGGGUUAGGAACAAGCUGUUUUCGUAUGAAUAGUCGUACGAUUGCACCAAAAUGCAGACCUCUUUGUACCCAGAUAGUUUGACAGUUUGAUGUGAGAAGGGGUGGGGAUAAGUUCAGCUAAUUAUGCAGUGUAUUUAAUAAAACUUGGGAGUAUAAGCCAUAUUGAUUGCCUUAUAAAGACUAUUAGGUGAAAGACAUCUGCAUAGUAGAAGCAGAAGUGCAAACUUUUUUUUGUGAAAUUAUCUGUAUCUUUAGUGAGUCAUUUUUUACAUUCUUGAGGCAGAAUAUAAAAAAUGACCAGUGUCUGCAGUGGUCUGUAAUCUUGUUUUGUUGCUAUACUGCCAGUACCAUACUUGCAGUACUGUCACUCUAACGUAGCAUUCCUCUGGUCCAAUUGAGCUUGUGUCUGUUUUGUAAAUGGUGUUUAAACCUCUAUAUUUUCUUUGUUAAUAGAAUGCUUGGAGUAAAAGGGAAGCUUCUGCAUGACUACUUUGCCAAGUUACUUUCACCAUAUUGGGUAAAGCACAGUAUGUUAUCAAGGUUGAAAGUGAUGUCUUUUUAAUACUAGGAAUAUUAGUGUGUGGCAUUAUUUUAGUAACCAGAGACACUUCAUGUUUAUUGAUGGAGGUGCGCUGAAUUUCAGUCAUUGCACUAACGAAAGCUAAUAUAUUGAAUUUUAUGAUUCAUUGUUUAAAUUUUAUUUGCAUCUGACAUGCUUCUUUUCCUUUUAUUCGGUGUGAACUUUGCCUAAUGCCUGCAAAAGUGCUGCAUAGGACUUUUGUUGACAGGAGUCUACCAUCCUCCAUUACAUCAUGGGUUCAUGGCUUCGUAAACCCCCCCUUUAUAUAACAUGCAUUUUGUGUGAAAUGUCAUUAUUGGUGAAGUCAUACUGUUUUGCAGCCUGAGUAAACUUGGUUAGCCAGGCUGAAAGUUGUCCCACAUUGUUGUCAUGUACAGCGUGUUCUGUUGAGCAGAAGAAGAACAACUCUAGAAAUAAAAUGUUGGUUCUAAUGUA
Molecule: messenger RNA, 2636 nt
Organism: Protopterus annectens (West African lungfish)
Lineage: Eukaryota; Metazoa; Chordata; Ceratodontiformes; Protopteridae
Gene: RAB33B
Product: RAB33B, member RAS oncogene family
Exons: 2
Coding region: 290-961 (223 amino acids)
Biological process (GO): Rab protein signal transduction
Cellular component (GO): Golgi apparatus; endosome
Molecular function (GO): GTP binding; GTPase activity
Source: RefSeq, a predicted model, not a curated record